ACGUCAGUCCGUGAUAUCAUUCCGCGGGCGGGAGUUCCGCGCGGCCUUUUCCUCGCGACGUCGGCAUACGAGAAGAAGCGCUUAACCGCGCGUGUAGAUAGCGAGAAUUUGUCACGAUAGUCUUCAUUAUCGCGCGUGGACGUGUGUUUGACUGUGAACGGCUAACUCUCUUCACCCCUGCCUUCCCGUCCGCGUCACUGCAGAAAUCUCGUCGCGUUUGCGCGCGUCAGAAUGGAGCUCAUCACAAUCCUCGAGAAAACCGUGUCCCCAGAUCGCCAUGAACUGGAGGCGGCGCAGAAGUUUCUGGAGCAGGCGGCCAUUGAGAACCUGCCGACAUUCCUGGUGGAGCUGUCCAAGGUGUUGGCCAAUCCCGGGAACACACAGGUGGCUCGUGUGGCUGCCGGUCUGCAGGUGAAGAACUCUCUGACAUCAAAAGAUCCAGACGUCAAGACACGGUACCAGCAGAGAUGGCUGGCCAUCGAUUCUAGCGCUCGCAGAGAGAUCAAGAAUUAUGUCCUGCAGACCCUCGGCACAGAGACGUACAGGCCGAGCUCGGCGUCUCAGUGUGUGGCUGGUAUCGCGUGUGCUGAGAUCCCGGUGAAUCAGUGGCCAGAGCUCAUCCCUCAGCUAGUGGCCAAUGUGACGGACCCCAGCAGCACAGAGCACAUGAAAGAGUCCACGCUGGAGGCCAUUGGCUAUAUCUGCCAGGACAUCGAUCCAGAGCAUCUGCAGGACAAUGCCAACCAGAUCUUGACGGCCAUCAUACAGGGCAUGAGGAAGGAGGAGCCCAGCAACAACGUCAAACUCGCCGCCACUAAUGCACUGCUCAACUCGCUGGAGUUCACCAAAGCUAACUUUGAUAAAGAGACAGAAAGACACUUCAUCAUGCAGGUGGUUUGUGAAGCCACUCAGUGUCCAGACAACAGGGUGAGGGUGGCUGCGCUACAGAACCUGGUGAAGAUCAUGUCUUUAUAUUAUCAGUACAUGGAGACGUACAUGGGCCCUGCGCUGUUUGCUAUCACAAUAGAGGCCAUGAAGAGUGACAUUGAUGAAGUGGCCUUACAGGGAAUUGAGUUCUGGUCCAACGUCUGUGACGAGGAGAUGGAUCUGGCCAUCGAAGCCACAGAGGCAUCUGAACAGGGACGUCCUCCAGAGCACACCAGCAAGUUUUAUGCUAAAGGAGCUCUACAGUACCUGGUGCCCAUCCUCACACAAACGCUCACCAAACAGGAUGAGAACGACGAUGAUGACGACUGGAACCCGUGUAAGGCUGCGGGUGUGUGUCUCAUGCUGUUGGCCACGUGCUGCGAGGACGAUGUCGUCCCGCACGUCCUGCCCUUUAUCAAGGAACACAUCAAACAUCCCGACUGGCGCUACCGGGACGCCUCCGUCAUGGCGUUUGGCUCCAUCUUGGAGGGACCUGAACUCAACCAGCUCAAGCCGCUCGUCGUUCAGGCCAUGCCCACCCUCAUCGAGCUGAUGAAGGACCCCAGUGUGGUGGUGAGGGACACGACGGCCUGGACGUUAGGACGCAUCUGUGAUCUUCUGCCCGAGGCGGCCAUCAAUGAGGUGUAUCUGGCCCCUCUGCUCCAGUGCUUGAUCGAGGGUCUUGGGGCCGAGCCUCGCGUGGCCUCCAAUGUCUGCUGGGCUUUCUCCAGUCUGGCUGAAGCGGCGUAUGAGGCCACGGACGCCGCUGAUGAUCAGGAGGAACCCAGCACCUAUUGUCUGUCCUCAUCUUUUGAGCUGAUCGUCCAGAAACUUCUGGAGACCACAGACAGGCCGGAUGGCCAUCAGAAUAACUUGCGCAGCGCGGCGUAUGAAGCUCUGAUGGAGAUAGUGAAGAACAGCGCGAAGGAUUGUUACCCGGCCGUACAGAAGACCACUCUAGUGAUCAUGGAGCGAUUGCAGCAGGUCCUGCAGAUGGAGUCUCACAUCCAGAGCACAUCGGACAGAAUCCAGUUCAAUGAUCUGCAGUCUCUGCUGUGUGCCACCCUGCAGAACGUGCUGAGGAAGGUUCAGCAUCAGGACGCGCUGCAGAUCUCUGAUGUGGUGAUGGCGUCUCUGCUGCGCAUGUUUCAGAGCACGGCUGGCUCGGGUGGCGUUCAGGAGGACGCGCUCAUGGCCGUCAGUACUCUGGUGGAGGUGUUGGGCAGUGACUUCUUGAAAUACAUGGAUGCCUUCAAGCCCUUCUUGGUUAUUGGUCUAAAGAAUUACGCUGAAUAUCAGGUGUGUCUGGCUGCGGUGGGGUUGGUGUGUGAUCUGUGUCGAGCUCUGAUGGCCAAUAUUCUGCCUUACUGUGAUGAAAUCAUGCAGUUACUGCUGGAGAACCUCGGUAAUGAGAAUGUGCACAGGUCUGUGAAACCACAGAUUCUGUCCGUCUUUGGGGAUAUUGCUCUUGCCAUUGGAGGUGAAUUCAAGAAGUAUCUGGAUAUUGUGCUGGACACUUUACAGCAGGCCUCACAAGCACAAGUGGACAAGAUGGAUUAUGAUAUGGUGGAUUAUCUGAAUGAGCUGAGAGAAGGCUGUCUGGAGGCGUACACCGGCAUCAUUCAGGGUUUGAAGGGAGACCAGGAGAAUGUACACCCUGAUGUGAUGCUGGUGCAGCCUCGUGUGGAGUUUAUUUUGUCCUUCAUUCAUCACAUCGCCGAGGAUGAUGAUCAUUCAGAUGGAGUUGUUGCUAAUGCUGUAGGACUCAUUGGUGAUCUGUGUACGACCUUUGGCAAAGAUGUCAUGAAGCUGGUGGAGGUUCGACCUCAGAUCAAUGAUCUGCUGACAGAAGGCCGGAGGUCCAAGACCAGCAAGACCAAGACGUUGGCCACAUGGGCCACAAAGGAGCUGCGGAAGUUAAAGAGCCAAGCUUGAUUACUGGCUGUGGAAAGAGUAAUGGAAAUCCAACCCACUGAGGUUUCUUCUGUCUUGAACACAAGUCAAAGCAGAAGUGAUGUGUGCGCUGAGAUGAGUGAGAAUGUGAGCGAGAGAGAGUGAGAGAGAAAGCGUGAGACAUCACACCACCUUCAGAAUUUAAUUCCAGCAGAAAACACAGCGGCCCAAAACCUUCACCGAUUCAAGCCCUCCUCAUGUGUGGACUCUCUCUGACCUGACCAAUAAACUGUAGAAGACAACAUUCAGUGCAGGCGCACGCUCAUAUCUGUCCCUGGUUAGUGAACGACAGGACUGUUUUACUCAUCUGUGGACACUCUUUUUUUGGCACUUAUUAAAAACAAAGUUAGGACUGUGGAUUGUUCCCUAUGGCGCGAUGCACUUGAGACAUGAGAACACGGGGCAGAGAUGAUGCUGAUGCUGCUGCUGGAGUUUAUAAUGGCGUGACUGGAGUGUGUGUGUGAAUGAGCGGAGGGGCUCUAUAUCCCCUCUAAUGUUUCAACCGCUAAUAAAUAAAACCUUAGAAAUCUUGUUGCAAAUUCCGUGAACUGCACUUCUGUAAACAUGAACAUGGGAGAGCGAGCAGGCGAUGGGUGAACCAGAUGAUGGACAUUCAUCUUGCUUUUCACUGCAGUCUUUUCUUACUUUUGUUUUCGGUUUUUCUUUUAAGUUCUAGUUCUCUUUAGUAUGUUAGUAUGGGCUCUACCGGGCUUUCACCUGACCUGCAAAGGGAAGGAAUAGAGGAACACAGCCACUGGAGAGGUGGAAUCUGAUCGGCAAGCACUUACACGUCUCACUUUAUUCCCCCUUCAUUUGAUUUGCAGGAUAAUGAGUGCCAAAUCCAUGCGAGUACUGAUGAUGGACAUGUGCUUAUACAUUCAUUAACACACAAAUUUCCAAAUAAACAUGUCACUGUUUCAUUUACAUUGAUGUGCUUUGCUUGUGUGUUGUGUGUGUGUUUUGCCAGCAUUUCAUUCAAGUCAUUCACUGAGCUUUUAAACGAUGACAAUGGACAGAAUCAGACAUUUGUAUGAGGUUAUAUUUUUCCAUUGAUAUGAAAAAAAAUAAAAUUUAACGUUUCCUUAGCAUUUGUGGUACUUUGGCUGCCUUUCAUCGCAAAGGAAAUUGAUGAAAGUGAAACUGGUUUUAUGUCAUUAUUAAUGUGAGGCUUCUCUGACAGAUUGUUGCGUUUCUUUACUGAAAGUGCGCUAAUGCUUCAAGAAUGCCACAAAACUUUACGUUUGAUGAAUGAAACCCAUAUGGAGUGAAAUAUGAGCGUGAUGGUGAAAGUGCUGCGUUGUAUUGAAUAUUUGGACCUGAUGUUCACAUGAUGCAGUUUGGGAACUAUCGUCAGCUUGAGUUUCUUGCAGUCAUUAUAAAGCUAAUAAAUGACGACAUGAA
Triplophysa rosa is the source of this 4281-nucleotide messenger RNA. RefSeq names its product karyopherin (importin) beta 1 (gene kpnb1). Gene Ontology annotation, molecular function: nuclear import signal receptor activity; small GTPase binding. NCBI's taxonomy places the organism in Eukaryota, Metazoa, Chordata, Actinopteri, Cypriniformes, Nemacheilidae. The transcript has 22 exons. Gene Ontology annotation, cellular component: cytoplasm; nucleus. Gene Ontology annotation, biological process: protein import into nucleus. The record is from RefSeq and is a predicted model, not a curated record. The coding region runs from base 232 to 2862 and encodes 876 amino acids.